Molecule: messenger RNA, 885 nt
Organism: Akanthomyces muscarius
Lineage: Eukaryota; Fungi; Ascomycota; Sordariomycetes; Hypocreales; Cordycipitaceae
Exons: 2
Coding region: 1-885 (294 amino acids)
Cellular component (GO): membrane
Source: RefSeq, a predicted model, not a curated record
AUGGACUGCAAAGCCCUCACGACCAAGGGCACCCAGUGGCACUUUUGCCCAUCCAUGAGCGCCUCGAUCGUCUUUACGAUUCUCUUUGCCGGCGUCACGCUCCUGCACAUCGUCCAGGCCAUUUUCCACCGGACCUGGUACAGCUGGGUCAUCGUCGUGUCUGGCGCACUGCAGGUGGCCACGUACGUCUUCCGCGACCUCAGCAUCCGCGAGCCCGACAGCGAGAUCUACUACGUGCUGUGGUUCGUGCUCAUCCUCAUCGCCUCCGUCUGGACCAACGCCUAUGUCUACAUGGUCUUUGGUCGCAUGGUCUGGCGCUACCAGCCCAACCGCACCGUUCUCAAGCUCAAGGCCUGGCACUACGGCACCUCGUUUGUCCUCCUCGACAUGCUUGCCUUUAUUGUGCAGGUUGGCGGCGCGGUAAUGGCGGCGCGCCCCGGCGCCAAGAUGGAAGAUGUCAUGCGCGGGCUGCAUACUUACAUGGUCGGCGUCGGCAUCCAGGAGACUUUCAUCCUCUGUUUCUGCGUCGUUGUCUUUGCUUUCCUCCGAGAUCUCCGUCGCCAGCGAGGCAAGGUCGAUGUUUCUUCACCAAUCCUUUUAGUCUGGGUUCUCCUUGCUGCCUUGUUCUUUAUCACGGUCCGAAUCGUGUUCAGGCUGGUUGAGUAUUCUAGCGGCCUCGACAGCUCGAUCCCCAACCAUGAAGGCUGGCAGUACGGACUCGAUUCGCUCCCGAUGCUGAUUGCGCUCUUACUUUUCAACCUCUUCCAUCCCGGUCGGAUCAUGCCCGCGGACGAAACCAAGAUUCCUUCCUUCUUCGAGCGAAGGCGCCUAAAGCGCCACGGCGUUGACCUUGAGAAAAAUCCGUACUACGAGCACGCCAUUUGA